This is a messenger RNA of Scomber japonicus (chub mackerel), 1130 nucleotides long. RefSeq lists its product as uncharacterized. The coding region runs from base 68 to 1039 and encodes 323 amino acids. The transcript is spliced from 4 exons. The record is from RefSeq and is a predicted model, not a curated record. Lineage: Eukaryota; Metazoa; Chordata; Actinopteri; Scombriformes; Scombridae.
GAACAGUCUUCUCCUACGAAGUGCACUUCAGAGAUAGAGUGACACGAAGAGAGGACAGCUGAAAAACAUGGACUAUCAGGAUCACGCCUACACCAGCACUACAUAUGACAAAUUCAACCCCGUGGAGUUCACUUAUAAAAUGAGUUCCAAGGAAACGGAAGAUUUUGUGAAGCUGAGGAUUUCAAAUAAUUCGCUCUUCUCUGGAAGAAGAAAUACUUCUAUGUGGGCAUGGAGGGCCAUCCUAAAACAUAUGGACUUACAACACAAGAUGACCCAUAGCCAAGCAUCCAAAAAAUGGGAAAACAUGAAGAAGAGAUACAAGGAGCUUAAGAGCCCUCCAGAAGGGGUAAAAGUCUUCCCUGAAAUGUGGCCUCAUUUCACUCUGAUGGAUAAUGCCAUGGAAGGUCGGUUGGAAGGCAGUGCCCCUAUCCUCAAGGCCUUCCCCAGUGCAAAAAACAACAGUGAAUUCAUCUCCAAACCCAAGAGGAGGAGGGUAUCCAUGGUAAUAUCCUCACCUACAACUUCGGUAGCAGGCGGGCCAGAAAGUGAGGUUUCACCAAAUGGAGAUGGGAAAGUGGGAGAGGAGACAGUGAAGGAGGGAAGCCUGGAGAUAGAUCGCAUUAUGCAAGACGUGGAGGACGAGAGGAACACGAUGGACAGUGAAAGACAGGCAAUGGAAAGGGAGAAACGGGUGAUGGAAAGGGAGCAGCUGGUACUGCAAAGGGAAAGAGCGGUGCUGGAUAGGGAGGUCGCAGCUCUGGACCGAGACCGAGCCUUGCUGGAGAGAGAGAGGGCAAUGUUAGAGAGAGAAAAGGCAGUGAUGGACAGAGAGAGGGCAAUGGUGGAAAAGGACAAAGAUACUCUGAGCAGGGACCGGCUGGCUCUUGAGCGAGAGAAAACCAGGAUGGAGAGACUUUCUGCAUCUAAAGAAAGGUUGGAGGAGGUUACAGAAGAUGGCAGCGAGGUGAAAGACUUAGAUAUUGUGGACAGAAAGAAGCGGUUUCUCAACUUGUUUGAAAAACUUAUUGAACAUUUUUGAGAGUAUCUUUCCAAUUUCCUUUUGUAAAUACUUUGUGAGUAGUUUUAUCAAAAAAACAAACAUUCUUGCUCAUGUGCAGUUCAGUUUGCAG